Messenger RNA from Lotus japonicus, 1868 nucleotides. RefSeq names its product protein DOUBLE-STRAND BREAK FORMATION. NCBI's taxonomy places the organism in Eukaryota, Viridiplantae, Streptophyta, Magnoliopsida, Fabales, Fabaceae. The coding region runs from base 844 to 1569 and encodes 241 amino acids. The transcript is spliced from 5 exons. The record is from RefSeq and is a predicted model, not a curated record. Gene Ontology annotation, biological process: meiotic DNA double-strand break formation.
CGACCUCUUUUGAAAUUCACUAAAUAUCGACGAAAUUCCAGUAUAACCUCGAAUAUUUAGUGCUAUAUGGUGCAAAACCUUUCCAAUGUGGCGCGUAUUAGACGUCGUCCUAUCUUCAAGCCUUUUUAGGGUUGUAGAUCACGUCCUUCGUAGCGCCGAAAAAAUCACUAGUUAGAGGAUGUACUCUAACUUCGGUGACACCUUAGGCCUUAAGGUUAUAUUUAAGAAACAAAAGCUAUAGAGAGACUUACAAUUUCGUCGGACACCUUCCUAUGCACAUGUUAACGACGAUUUUCAACCGUUGCAAAUAUUUGCGGCGAUUUCAGAUAUUUGUGGUGUUGAAAAACUAGGACUAAUAUUUGUAAAUUGGUAUCAUUACUCUUUAAGAAGUUAAGGGCUAUAAGCUUUGCUCACGUCACAAGUAGGAGGAACGAAGGAAGCUUUCACUAGCAUGGCAAAUAUUCAUAUAGUGGCUGAUUUAUGUCUUAUUGGUGUGAGAGAGUAUACUUGAGAGGGCAUGAUCAUGAAUAUAUUUUUUAUUUAUAACUACAUUUUAUGAGGAGUUUACCACAUUAGUGAAUGACAGUAUGACACAACAUUUUUCAUCUAAAAGUCGAAUGCAAUGAGUGUAUGCGUUAUUUCACUUAUAAACUAUUCAUUAGUUUUUUUUUAAUGUGAGAGUUCUUUAUUUAUUUUUUAAUUAUUACUCACACUUCAAAAAUUCCCAAACAUUAUGCACAUAUAUGGGUCACAUGUUUGCUAACUAAAGCCCAACCCUGACCAUUUCUAAAUUUCAAAAGCGAGUUUCGUUCCCUUAACUGCCAAUUCCCUUUCCUUCCCGCCAUGUCAGAGCAACAACUCUCCCUCCUUCGCUCCCUAAUCCAAACCAGAAGUUUCGGCAACGCCACGCUUCAAUUUCUGGAAUCGCUUUUGCUCUCCAAGGACGUGACCUCGUCGAUCGAAGUUCGAUCCAGCUUGACGCGACUCCUCAGAUCUGAAUCGCUCUCCGUCAUCCGCUCAAUCGCCGCAAAAACUCUCCACGAGAAGCUUCUCGUUCUCGAAUUCUUCGUCCGCGCUUUCGCUCUCGUUGGAGAUCUACAGAGUUGUCUGGCUUUGAGAUACGAGGGUUUAGUUCUGCGGGAAAUCAAGUCCGCUAGCUGUCAAUGGCUACAAGUUUCGCCGGUGGAGUGGUUGCAUUUUGUGGAGGACGCGGUGCACAAUGGAUUUCACGCUGUUGCAGAAAAGGCAUGUGAAAACGCGUUAUCGUGCCUUGCGAAUAAUGAUGUUCAAAAGACUAGAAGCGAUGCGGAUUCUGAAAAUCUGAAGGACGUCGUUAGCGAGAUUACAAGGCUCAGGAACUGUGCAAUGGCCUCAGUUGCUUCACGAUCGGUUCAGAUGCAAGCAGUAGAGUACCUAAAAAAGAAAACUAAAGAGCCCCAAAGGUUGGACUUACUCCACAAAGACAAACCAUGUCUAGCAAGCACUUCCUUCAGAAAUGGAAUUAAGAGACAGAAUAUGCGAAAGUUAUAUGAAGAAAAAAAGUCUCCUGCAGAUCAAGUGAUGAAUUAGAUACACAGCUUCCAUAUUUGAGGUCAAGUCAAUUUCUGACACUGGCUUGUUAUUGGUGAUCUACUUCAUUGUUUAAGCUUGUGAAGUUUUAAAUUGCCGUUUGUCUCUACAUCUGAUUGUUAAAUCUUAGACACUAAUUGCAAAUAUGUGUUUCUUGUAUCAAAGCCUUACAAUUUUUUAGUGAUCAUGUUAAACCGCCGGUUCAGAUUGCAUGAUCAACUUCAAGGUUUGUAAUUACAAUUUGAUUAUACUCUGUUGUUCGAUUUUUAUAUUUCAUACAUCAGCGCAGCAAUUCAUUA